AUGGCGCUCAACCUCCGCCAGAAGCAAACAGAAAUAAAGGCGGAAAAUGUAGAUGAAAGAUUGGCAACUGGACAAGCAGAUUUGCGGUGUAUCUUCUGCAUGAAACUCAUCCAGGAAAGAGUUGUUUUACUAGAUAUGCAGGCAUUUAUUGUCGAGAAAAGAGACAUUCUGGUGUCCCUUAGGAUUGGAAGAAUCGCAAACUUGAAGAGAAAAAUGUGGGUCGUUUCACUGUGCCUUGCGGUAGCGACUUUAUUGUACUAUGUUCGUUGGGUCUACAAGUGGAGAAAACCCAGAUGCAAUGGAGUUUUGCCUCCAGGUUCAAUGGGUUUGCCUCUCCUUGGGGAGACUCUUAAGAUCUUGAUUCCCAGCUACUCUCUUGACCUUCAUCCGUUCAUUAUAAAGAGAGUUCAGAGGUAUGGGCCAAUAUUCCGAACCAUUCUAGCAGAUGAUGUUCGAUUUCGCGGGAAGCAACUUUUUAGUUAUGAUGCUGAUGAGGCUUCAGCAGACGCUACCAAUGAGAGGUUCAACAGGUUCUUGAGAGGUUUCAUGGCAUUUCCCUUGAAUUUCCCUGGUACUGCAUAUCGUAGGUGCCUAAAGGAACACAGGAAAUUGAUAGAUAUGCUCAGAGGUAUCCUGAAGGAAAGACUCGAUUUAGGGAAAACAAGCAAUGUGGAUUUUCUUGAUCAGGCAAUUGACAGCAUGCGCGAUCAGGAGUUCCUGACAGAGGAUUUCAUAGUUCAGUUGAUGUUUGCGGGCAUCCUCGCAAGUUCUGAGUCUAUUUCGACAAUGCUGGCUAUGAUCUUCAAGCUACUGUCUGAGACCCCAGCAGUCCUAGCAGAAUUAAGGGCCGAGCACAAACUGAUCCUUGAAAAGAGAGAGCAGCAAAGUACUGCACUUUGUUGGGAUGAAUACAAGUCGAUGACUUUCACGAUGCAGGUAAUAAAUGAAACACUCAGGCUGGCAAAUACCGUUCCAGGGGUACUCUGAAGAGCAUUACAAGAUAUCCCAGUGAAAGGAUUUACGAUCCCAAAAGGGUGGUCGAUCAUGGUAGUCACGACCGCUCUUCAUACCAAUCACAAUGUGUUUGAGAAUCCUCUUGAAUUUAACCCUUGGCGCUGGAAGGAUCUAGAUUCAGGCACAAUAUCGCAGAACUUCACGCCUUUUGGUGGAGGAAUGAGACAAUGUGUGGGUGCAGAAUACACUCGAGCCUUCUUAUGUGCAUUUCUUCAUGUGUUGGUCACAAAAUUUAGGUAG
Messenger RNA from Eucalyptus grandis, 1254 nucleotides. RefSeq names its product cucurbitadienol 11-hydroxylase. NCBI's taxonomy places the organism in Eukaryota, Viridiplantae, Streptophyta, Magnoliopsida, Myrtales, Myrtaceae. Gene Ontology annotation, biological process: sterol metabolic process. The record is from RefSeq and is a predicted model, not a curated record. The transcript is spliced from 11 exons. Gene Ontology annotation, molecular function: iron ion binding; heme binding; monooxygenase activity.